Messenger RNA from Hansenula anomala, 2010 nucleotides. RefSeq lists its product as uncharacterized. Lineage: Eukaryota; Fungi; Ascomycota; Saccharomycetes; Phaffomycetales; Wickerhamomycetaceae. The record is from RefSeq and is a predicted model, not a curated record. Bases 1 to 2010 code for a protein of 669 amino acids. The transcript has a single exon.
AUGUUCACCAAAAUCAGUGGAAGGAAGAAAUAUAUUUGGAGUGCAAGUUUGUUACCAAGUACCGACUUCAAUCAACGAUGGUCUUCAAGUGGAAGUAAAGCACUAAAAACACUUUCAAGUAACAAGUUGGUCAGUUCAUUUUCUUCAAAAACUAAUACAAUACAUUCCAAAUAUUUGUUUACUAAAAGUGAAAAGGGAUACAUUUCACAGUCAGAUAAAUAUUCAACUAUCAAUUCCCAAACAAGCGAGCUGCCUCCGAAACUAAAUUAUGAUGAUUAUUUGCACAGUGAUGAAAAACCAACGUUUGAAGGUUUGGCAGAAUUCAUCAACAAAUACAUCAUUAGUCGCAUCAUUAAAGAUGAAUCUUUCAGUGAAGCAGCAACAAGUAUUGCAGCCAGAAUUUUUAUGAGCUCUCCAUCUCCCACAAGAAGUGGCUGGAAAAGAUUUCCAUAUCACAAUCAAAACCAGAAGCUGCUAUCAAUAGAAGAAGGUACAAAAUUUAGAAAAAUAUCAGAAGUAGAGAUACUAAAUCAGUUUGCAGACAAAAGCAAUAUUAAAGACGGUAUUGCAAAAGUUUUUAAUGACUUGCAACAAUAUUAUUUCAAAAAAGCUCAAGAUGAUUCCAAUUCCCAUGAAAAACGCAUAAUUAAUAUUUUUGAUAUGGUUGACAGUAUGAGAAAAUUACCAACAGCACUCCGUGAACCAGCUAAUAAACAGGAGAUACAAAGUUUGUCCCUAUCCUAUGUUAUUCAUCCACUUGUUCAAGUGAUAAAUGAUGUUUAUGACUCAAAACUUGUUGUAUUACAACAGAGGUAUGUUUCCGGAAGGAAGAGUCCUGAUGUUAUCAUACAAGACGAAGAUAGCAAAGCAUUUUCAGUCUUAGAAUUUGAAAACAAUUUACCAAAAGCAGAAAAUAUAAAGAGUAUGAAAAGUGCAGAACUAUUGGACCUUCAAGGGUUCAAACAAACUCUUUACUCAAUAGCUAUGAGUAACACAAAUAUGGGGGUUUUAAGCUCUUUUGGUACAACGUUAAUUAUUGAAGUUGACUGGAAAAAAAGUUGUUUUGAUGGAACUGAUACUUGUAAGUUGGCAUUGGAAUUAUUCAUUAUUGAUCAUAAUGAACCACUCACAACAUUGAAAUCAACCAUAAUGCACUUUUUGACUAAACUUUUGGUUCUUUCAACUAGCGAGGAAAAAGAUAAGAUAAUGAAGACAUCUUUGGAAUCAAGAACAAAAAUGAUUAUCAAUUGUGAAGAAACCCAACAGAAACACAGCCAACAACUCAGAAAAUCUUUUCUAAGACAAUAUCAGAAUGACAGUAGAUAUUUGAACAAAGAAGUCAUUGAUGUUAGACUUGACCUCCAAGAUGAUAAAUCUUCCACAGACUUAAAAAAUGUGUUCAGAGACAUGACGGAGAAAGCGAAAUAUAUUAUUUUGAAAAAGAAACAUUUCUUAGCAAAUAAUAUAGUUGAUGCUGUUGAUGAUGAUGAAGAAGUUGUAGUGAAAUGGUAUGAGCCAAUAACACAUGAGUUAACUGACAAUCCACUGCUCAAUCAAGAGCUACUAGAACAAGAUUAUCUUGAUGAAAUGUAUGAGUUGAAGAAGCUGGAGCGAAUUGAAAACAGCAAGAAUUUAGAGCUGAGCAAAUUGAGAUUAUUCAAAAAUGGCUUUAUGAUCAUUAAAGAUCAAUAUUCUAACAUAGUUGCCAUUGGUAAUUAUUUAGCCAUGGCUAACAAAAAUCCCAAAACAAAUAAGAAUGAAAUAACUAAAAGAUUACCUAUUCUGACCAAAUCAGAUAUUUUGAGUGAAGCAAUGAAUAGGUUGGAGUGCCUGCAUUCCAAUGGGUUUGCAUUGAACCAAAAUGUUGAUCAAAGAGUUGUUGUAAAUAACGGUGACGUUUCAAUUUUAGCCACAACUAAAUAUGGGGAUGAAGUUCCAGAUCGGAUCAAGGAUUUGGACACAAAAACUCUGGGUCAAAUAGUCGCUAGUGGGAGAAUCAUUCAGCUAUGA